ACGAGCAAAGGGGAGGGUUCAGGGAAAUUAGUUUAAGAGGAAGGGGAGGGAGUGAGUGUGAAGCGCACCACCAGCACUCGCUCGGUAAUGCACUGUGAACACAGACGGAGUCACACACACACACAUUCAUGCUGCCUCUGUCACACACACACCUUCACCUCCAUUCACACAUGACUCCUGGACACCGGUCCGCUCUGCCUGACAGUUGCCUCAUUUGCACUUUUUCCACACGUUCGUGCCCUCCAGCCCAAACCGGACCACUGUCACCCACCGGCGGAGACCACUUACCCCCGCUCGUCUCAUCGGCUCCUCUCCACCUUGAUUCAUCCCUUGUCCCCCCACCCCCCGCAGUGUGAAGCAGCUGAAGGACACCGCUCUGCCGUGUUGUGGCGCCGCUAACGCCACCGCUGCAAGAGUUGGGAGAGCCUCAUCGGACGGAGAGGAAGAGGCUAAAGAGACUCGCUGCUCCCCUUCCCUCCCUCUGUCUGCUUUCUUUCUUUCUUUUCUUUUCUGUGUUGCUGUCCCCCCACACACACCCCGAGCUCUCUCUCGUCUUUUUUCUUUUUUUUUUUGUGAAAGUCACCUCUAUCUUUGGUGGAUGUUACGAAGCCUCUGCUGUGGGUUUUUUCGUUUUUUUCCCUUCUUCUCUCAGGGCGCAGGUGGACACUGAGGUUACGCCAGGAGAUCCCAGGAACGAGUCACAGUCCACCAAGCAGAAUCUGCGUCCGUGCGUCGUCUUGCGGAUCUGAUUCUUCAGGUCGGACGGUCCCUUCUUCCACUUCCAUGACAUAGUUGCGGAUGGAGAAAUUCUGCUGGUGAAGGACAGAAAGUGGACGACGAUCAUCCCACUGGAUUGGAUGUUGUCGGACGGAGAGGGUUAAGAAGGAUAUUGUUUGUUUUUUUAACGAUGUGGUGGAUGGUUUGGGUUCUUUUUGGACUUGGUUGUGCUGAACUUGAGGUUGGGUCAGAGCUUUAAGGGGGGCGGAUGGAAGCAUGGCUUGUCCCGACAGGAGAAUAGAGAUUUUUAAACAGGGAAUAUUCAAUUAUUGUGCUGUUUUAAGCAGCGGUCGUCACAUUCGGAUGAGGUUUUAAAAGAUCCAGCCCUCUCUACCUUUGAAUUCCUGUUUGUCUACUCUCCUCCUCUUCAUUGCUUUGGACCACCCUGACUCCCUUCUUCUUGCCCUUCGUCCUUCGCUCGGCGGCGCUCCAUCGCCCUGGGUGAGCAGGCCCCCCAAAACCCAGGCUUCACCGAGCCGCCGAAGGCUGGUGAGGCGGGGAAAAGGUCAGCGCUGGGAAGAUGGCCGCCCUCGCCAGCUCCCUCAUCCGCCAGCGGAGGGAGGUCAAGGACCCCCAGGCGAACCGGCAGAUCGCCAGCAAGCGCAAGCCCUGCCCGAAGAGCAACAAGUCCCUCUGUCAGAAGCAGAUCCUCAUUUUAAUAUCGAAGGUUAGACUAUGUGGCAGUCGAGGGAGGAAAAUGGAAAAAAGACCGGAGCCGCAGCUGAAGGGCAUCGUCACACGGCUGUACUGCAGACAUGGCUUCUACCUCCAGAUGCUGCCGGACGGCACCAUGGAAGGCACAAAGGACGAGAGCAGCUCCUUCUUGCAGUUCAACCUGAUUCCUGUGGGUCUCAGGAUCGUGGCCAUCCAGAGCACCAAGACGGGCCUGUACGUGGCCAUGAACAGCGAGGGCUACCUCUACACCUCGGAACACUUCACACCCGAGUGUAAGUUCAAGGAGUGCGUGUUCGAGAACUACUACGUCACCUACUCGUCCAUCCUCUACAGACAAACCCAGUCUGGCCGAGCGUGGUACAUCGGCAUCAACCGAGACGGAGAGGUCAUGAAAGGAAACCGGGUCAAGAAGACCAAGGGUGCUGCUCACUUCCUGCCCAAACUUAUUGAAGUGGCCAUGUACAGAGAGCCCUCCCUGCAUGACGUGGCUGAACAGAGUCCACCCAGGAAAACGCCCAAGACCUCUAGCGACUCGCCAGUGCUCCAGAACAGCAAGAAAGACGCUCAGUCCAAAACCAAAACUUCCACCUCCUAGCACUCAGAGACCUGGAGUAGAGGAGGACGACGCAAGGCGAUGGCCCCCUAGGGAACACCUUGAUGUUGGGGGGGCUAAACCCUGAACUGAUACCUGGAGUCUGGACCUACAGUUCAUUGGUUUAAAACUUUGAGAAUCAAUCCAGGCAGAGUGGAGCUGGCCUUUUAUCCACACCAGCCCUCCACCUUCUUAUUUAACGCCCUCCAGGUUUAGCAGAACCCGGAGUAUAAGCAAUAACUCAGUGAAAAGCUGAACAGUGGCCUCUUGUUUUAAAGCAUGUCACCACAGCCUGUUCCACCAGCUGGAAGGACACCAUCAGCCACAAACGUCCGGUCAACCCAAUCUCUUCCCAGAAAUGUCUUCUUCUGUGUUUUUUUUUUACAUGAUGGGUGCAACGAGAAAAUCUGUCCCUUUGCAGCACAUUUUCUUCCACAAAUCGUUUUUUGUUUUCCCCGAAGGGCUUUUUUUUUUUGCUAAUGUUAGCUCGACACAAAGCCAUGCUAAUGUGAGGUUUGUCGCACGAGGGGUCUCUGCAGAUUUUCAGCCCCGCUGCCAUCUGCUUCGUCCACCUCUUCUGUGUGUGUCAGCAACUUUUAAAGAUGGCCUGAAUAUUCCUCUGCCAUGUUUGUGUGUGUGUCUGUGUGUGUGUGGCUCCCUCUUCUUCCGUUCACCUUUGGCACGGUUUGAUUAGUUUGUGACAUGGACUCAAUUUUCCACUCUGCGGUACAAUAAAACCCCCUCCCCAUCUCUCUGGCUCCGUUAAUGGAGUCUGGGGCUGAUCAGAAUCUUUCAACCUUUAAACAAGGGGCCAAGACCACCACCCCACAAACACCCACCCUCCCCGGCACACCGCGUAACCGCACACACAAAGGCAUAUACCUCAUACCUUGACGUUUAUGUACACACAUGCAGAAACGUGUGUACUGUGUACACACUUUAUUACCUGGAUGCCAAUAAGUCACAACUGCAGAAAAUCAUCUCAUGAUCUCAUAAAAACACACAAGUGUGUGUGUGUGUGUGUGUGUGUGUGUGUGUGUGUGUGUGUGUGUGUGUGUGUGUGUGUGUGUGUGUGUACACGUUCUGGGAAAUUAUGAAGAUAUGAUCAAGACAAGAGGUGGUGCAAUAGCUUUUUUCUCAGUGGUUGCCCAUGCGUUGCACAAACCCUCAAGGGCCAUACAGCAUCUGCCAGUUCCCAUUUACUCAGCAUGUUAUUGUUGUUUAACAAAAUAUGCAGAAAAUGUCAUUUUUACUUUCUAUUAUAUUGUUAAAAUUGCACCACAAACCUACAGUGACUACUUUAUGCAGAUAUGAUUCCACCCCACCCAGUCUCUGAAUCAGAAAAUUGUACUUUUAGCACUGUUUUCCUCAUUUUAUAAUCUCUGAAAACAAUCUCGACCCAAAUUAACUAGAUAAGUCAGGAACCAAAACCCAACACAAACACUUAGCACUUUGUUUUCUUGAUUUAAUUAUUUUGACGGGCAUGUUAAUUAUUUAGGUGGCAGGCUGUUUGAGUUUGUUGAUUGAUUAGGAAGAAAAAAGGAAAUAUGGAUUUAUAAAGAAGUAUUUUUCUGUUCUUAUGUGUUUUAAAAGUUUAGUUGCACUUAAUGUGUGUUUCCUGUUGGUAAAACAAUGAGGGCAAGUUGAGAACCUAACAUAUGACUAAAGGGACAGUUUGGUUAUUUUUAUUUGGAGGUAUAAGAAUCCUAAAUGUAGAAGACAGCAGAAUGAUUUCAAGCUGGAGAAUCAGUGAGAAAUUCCCAUUGAAGUGUUAAUAUGUACUCAGAAUUAAGCUAAAAGCUACAUAAAAUGAAGCUAACAGUAACUCAAAGUGAUGUUAACUGCUACUUGGAGUAAAGCUAACUGCUACUCAAAAUAAAUCUAAAAUGUUUAUGUUUUUGCAUGUGAAAAACACGUAAAUUCAUGUUUUUCUCUAAAGUCUUAAUUUGAAGGCAUUUUUUUUUGUCUCUUUUGUCUUUCAGUCGAGUCAAUGAGUACGGAGCCUGCGAGGGGACAUGGGGGGAUUUUUUUCUUUUGCGUUCCCACGCAAUACCUUUGCGUUCCCUCGCAAUUCUUUUGCGUUCCCACCCAAGACUUUUGCAUUCGAUUGCAAUACUUUUGCGUUCCCUCGCAAUACUUUUGUGUUCCCUCACAAUACUUUUGCAUUACCUCGCAAUACCU
Messenger RNA from Austrofundulus limnaeus, 4225 nucleotides. It is a transcript of the gene fgf11a, whose product is annotated as fibroblast growth factor 11a. The coding region runs from base 1298 to 2047 and encodes 249 amino acids. The record is from RefSeq and is a predicted model, not a curated record. The transcript has 5 exons. Lineage: Eukaryota; Metazoa; Chordata; Actinopteri; Cyprinodontiformes; Rivulidae. Gene Ontology annotation, molecular function: growth factor activity.